UCAAUAAUUCACAGCAUGAAGCUGAUUGGCUACAACUUGACUAAUCAUCCUCCACACCUGCCACAGACACAGAGGAAGAGUUUCACUCCCAUCGCUGCCCGUGUCCUUCAUCCUGGUCAUCUUACAAGCCAAAGAAGAUUCAUAGGUCUGGCCCUUAGAUAUGGUCUCUCCAGCCAUCGCCUUGGCCUUCUUACCAUUGUUGCUGACACUGAUUAUCCGGUACCGGUACUAUUUUGUGCUGUUCUACCGGGCUGUGCUGGUUCGCUGGGUGCAGGACCUGCUAACAGGGAUCAGCAGGGAAGAGCGGGUGUACCAGUACAUUCUGACACAUGCCACUGCAGGUGAUCCAGACAGCGUUCUAGAUACCUUCGAUCACUGGUGCAGCAAAGUGGAGUUCAUCAGCCACAUUGGGCCUAAGAAAGGUAUGAUCCUGGACAGACUGCUGAAGGAGCACUGCCCGCUGACGGUGCUAGAGCUGGGAACUCACUGCGGCUACACUGCAGUGCGCAUCGCCCGCUCCCUCCCGAUUGGAGCACGUCUCUUUUCGGUGGAGAUGGAUGAGGGCAACGCCCGGGUGGCUGAGAAGGUCAUCCGCUUGGCAGGGUUCGAUGAUGACACGGUGGAGCUGAUCGUGCGGCCAUCGGACGAGGUGAUCCCUCGGCUGCGUGAGGAUUAUGGCGUGGAGCGUCUGGACUUUGUCUUUAUGGACCACUGGAAGCGCUGCUACCUGCCCGACCUGCAGAUGCUGGAAGGCAGCGGCCUGCUCGGUGAGGGCUCUGUCGUCCUCGCAGACAACGUCAUCUUCCCCGGGGCGCCCAAUUUCCUGCGCCACAUGCGCCGUUCUGGCCUGUACGAGCACCGCAUACACCGCGCCACCCUCGAGUACAUCCGGGGCAUCCGCGACGGCAUGGCCGAGCUUGUGUACAGAGGGGUGAAGUGAAGGACAAGAACGCACUGAAAACUCCCACUCACGAUCCUUUGGUUUCAUUUUUGUACCCCUGGCAAUGUUAAGAGUGCACUGUGAUGGUAAUCUUUGUACCUUGUUCUUAGCCAAUAAAGUGUAUGGCCAAAGUGUAUGCCAACACUAUAUGGCCAAAAGUAUGUGGA
Molecule: messenger RNA, 1107 nt
Organism: Pygocentrus nattereri (red-bellied piranha)
Lineage: Eukaryota; Metazoa; Chordata; Actinopteri; Characiformes; Serrasalmidae
Gene: tomt
Product: transmembrane O-methyltransferase
Exons: 4
Coding region: 161-940 (259 amino acids)
Biological process (GO): dopamine metabolic process; developmental process; catecholamine catabolic process
Molecular function (GO): catechol O-methyltransferase activity
Source: RefSeq, a predicted model, not a curated record